Phodopus roborovskii (desert hamster) is the source of this 3542-nucleotide messenger RNA. RefSeq names its product solute carrier family 25 member 44 (gene Slc25a44). Gene Ontology annotation, cellular component: mitochondrion. The record is from RefSeq and is a predicted model, not a curated record. The coding region runs from base 353 to 1366 and encodes 337 amino acids. The transcript has 4 exons. Gene Ontology annotation, biological process: transmembrane transport; branched-chain amino acid catabolic process. Gene Ontology annotation, molecular function: branched-chain amino acid transmembrane transporter activity. NCBI's taxonomy places the organism in Eukaryota, Metazoa, Chordata, Mammalia, Rodentia, Cricetidae.
CUUCCGGUUCCGGCAGUUCCAGGCUCCCAGUCGAGAUGGAGGAAGAUGCGAACCGAGUCUGGCUGUCCCUGGGAAUGGAAGGUAGUGCGGGGACUGCGGUCUAGGAGUUCAGGGCCGGAGUUCUCAGACGCAGCCGAACCGCCGGGGUCUGAGAAGGUAAGAAACUGCGGUGCUUGGGUGCCUUGAGGGAUCGGAGGUACCUAAGGACCGACUUGUCGAGGAUCAGCGGAUGUCUGCUCUGCGGGGCUACAUCGCCAUGGGAAGUCUCCUUGCAAAUUUGGCUACGAAAGGCAAGUCUGGCGAGGCAUCUCUUCCUGGCAUAGGAGCAUGAGAGGCUGACGACUAGAGGAGCAUGGCGAGGGGCAUACCCAAGGACCCUGAAUUGGCGGAGCAAGAGCCGGACCGAAGGUCUUCAGGCACAAUGGAGGACAAGCGAAACAUCCAGAUCAUUGAGUGGGAACACCUGGACAAGAAGAAGUUCUAUGUGUUUGGUGUGGCGAUGACAAUGAUGAUCCGGGUUAGUGUGUACCCAUUCACCCUCAUCCGCACUCGGCUGCAGGUUCAGAAGGGCAGGAGCCUCUACCAUGGGACCUUUGAUGCCUUUGUCAAGAUCCUGCGAGCAGAUGGAGUGACUGGCCUCUACCGGGGGUUCCUGGUCAACACCUUCACACUCAUCUCUGGCCAGUGCUAUGUCACCACUUAUGAGCUUACCCGGAAGUUUGUGUCUGACUACAGCCAGAGUAACACAGUCAAAUCGCUGGUGGCUGGCGGCUCUGCCUCCCUAGUGGCCCAGAGCAUCACAGUGCCCAUCGAUGUUGUCUCUCAGCACCUGAUGAUGCAGCGCAAGGGGGAGAAAAUGGGUCGCUUCCAAGUUCAUGGGAACCUAGAGGGGCAAGGGCUCAUUGCCUUUGGCCAAACUAAGGACAUCAUCAGACAGAUCCUGCGGGCCGAUGGGCUUCGAGGCUUCUACCGAGGCUACGUGGCCUCACUGCUGACAUAUAUCCCCAACAGUGCGGUAUGGUGGCCCUUUUACCACUUCUAUGCAGAGAAGCUGUCGUACCUGUGUCCUCAGGAGUGCCCUCACAUUGUCUUCCAAGCCAUCUCUGGGCCCCUGGCUGCAGCCACUGCCUCCAUCCUCACCAACCCCAUGGAUGUCAUCCGAACCCGUGUGCAGGUUGAAGGCAAGAGCUCCAUCAUCCUGACUUUCAGACAGCUGAUGGCAGAAGAAGGCCCUUGGGGCCUCAUGAAGGGCCUCUCAGCCCGAAUCAUCUCGGCUACACCCUCCACCAUCGUCAUUGUGGUGGGCUAUGAGAGCCUCAAGAAACUCAGCCUCCGACCUGAGCUGGUGGACUCAAGACACUGGUAGCCAGUGGUGGACAAAGAGGCUAUGGUUUCACACAUUUUUCUGGGCCAAGAGAGAACCCUUGUGAAUGCCACCACGACAUACCCAUCCUACUCCCGGCCAGGUGACCUGUCUGGGACAAGAGUAGUAACUGGACUGCUCUUGCUGAAGAGGUUCUGUGUUCCCAGUAGUUUUAUUUCUCCUGCAGAUCUGGGCCCCUCACUAGGUCCUUGUACUCAGUCAUGGCCUGAAGGUCAACCUCCACAGGACCCUGUCAGCUGCUCACUGGUGCCCCUCUCUGUGUGUCCCUCAGGCCUGGGGAAGUACUGCUAUGGACUUUGCUUGUCCCCUGCUUCUUUCUUUUGAGUCUUUAAGCCAAGGCUCUAAGCAAGUAGCCAUGAUUUAUUUUUUAUGCUUGCUUGUUUUAAAUUUGGGACCGAGUUUUCCACUGGACUACUUUGCUUUGCUCUGCCUUUUGGGGACAAACGGGAGUAGCAAACACUCUGCAGGGUGUUCAUCUUCUCUAGGAGUCACAGGAGGGCGAAAUGCCGAGGCUUUACUUGUGUGUAUAGUUGAACAUCUGUGAACCGGGCAAGUAACUCUGACAGCCUCGGGCCCGCUGUCGGAACCCACUCCUUGCAGAAGUGGAAAACUGUGAUGUCUGUCCCAUUCUUUAUCCCUUCCCUAUCCCUUCAGGCCCGGGAACCUGAAGACAAGAAUGGGCUGUUGGCCUCCAUUGGCCCAGGAGACUACAGUGGAGGGCACAGUAGUCAGACUUACUGGAGUACACUGGACUUGGAACAUUGACCUGAAGCCACUGGCUUAGAAAUUAAUGAGAGGGUGUGUGCUCCUCACUGUUAUCUCCUCAGGCCAGCUGAGCCAAGCCCAGGAGGCAGCAGGGUAGGUUCCGAGCCCCAGGCAGCAAUGCCACACACAUACAUGUCCCUCAGAUGAAUAGCAGCGAGUGUCUCACAGUGGGACUCUGGAAUAUGAACUGUCCUUGUUUUCUUUCCUUGGUUGUGAAGUGUCAUCCCAGUCAUGGUACCCUGUGCUGGCAACAGUAAAAAGAACAGUCAGGAAGGCACCCAAGGCCAGGCCCACUGCAAUUACCAGCCUUAUACUGCCAAAACCGUUGAUGCUGCUGCAGGAGCCCCUCCCCUGCCCCCACCGGGCCGGUGCUGGAGGCAGAGGGGAACAGCGCGUAGAAGGGAAGAAGGCAGUCACAUCUUGACUUCCUGCUUAUGAUGACGGCCUGGGUGAUGCUUUCAACCCUUGGGAAAUGCCAUGGUGCCAAUUUGGAAGGUGCUAGCUAACUGAAGCCUUCAUGUUUCUCACGGCUGCUCCAUUCUCCCGUCUUGACUAGGAGGCCCUUCAAACCCCUUACUUUGGUUUGUCUCUGUGUAUUAGUCGUUUUGAGACAGGGUCUCAGACACGUCCUAGGCUGGUUUUGAUUCUCUAUGUAGCAGGGGAUGACCUUGAACUCUUGAUCCUCCCCCACCUCCCUGAGUUCUGGUUUUACAGUAUCCUGCCUGGCCUCACUUCCUGCACUUUACUGAGAUUGCCCUCCAGUUUUGUUCAUAGUCAUCUGAAGGGUACAGCCCAUAGAAAAAUUUUGAAGUUUUUGCCCCUCUACCUUAAGAACUGUCAAUACAAUGGAAGCAAGGACCCUUGUCAAGCUUUUCCUAUCACGCCCGUAUUUGUGUCUCUCAUCUUUCUGUGGUCCUUCCUUACUGGGGCAGAGUGUGGACACCACAAGAGGUUCCUGACUUUCAUGCCUUAGGUUAUUUCUUCUCCUGAUUUCAUUUCCUUGUACUGUGUUAAGUCUCUCCCUCUCCUGUCCCUUCCUUCCCCCUUUCCUCCGUUUCCCUUCUUGUUUGAAAGGACAAUGCUUGUAAAGGUAUAGGGACGCCUCUCCUGAUUCCCUACUUCCCCAAAGUCAGGGGCUAGGAUUGGUCUUGUUGAGGAUGGGCCAGUGGGCGCCCGUUUUCCCGAAACUGGAGAGCAAAACAGCUGGAAAUUUUAACUUGUUGGUCCAUAACCUAAUUAGAAACUCGAAAAGACAGGAAAACUGGAGGGACGUGGGGAAGAAAAUGCACUUAAGCAUUUGGUAAAACUCUUGAGGAUAUGAGCUGCGAAUAUUCACUGUUGCACUGUAUGAAAUCUUUGAAAUAUAAUUAAAAAUUUUUAUUGAACCCCUAAA